Messenger RNA from Nicotiana tabacum (common tobacco), 414 nucleotides. RefSeq lists its product as uncharacterized. The record is from RefSeq and is a predicted model, not a curated record. NCBI's taxonomy places the organism in Eukaryota, Viridiplantae, Streptophyta, Magnoliopsida, Solanales, Solanaceae.
AUGGCAGUUGAUCUGGAUGUGGAAGAAUUGUUAAUCAUGGAAGAUUCUGAUUUGAUCAUUCGGUAUAUUCCUCGAUUCCACAACGAGUUAGCAGAUGCAUUAGCUACGUUGGCCUCAAUGCUGCCGUAUCCUGGCAACCUCCAUAUUGACCCGUUGGAAAUCCAAAUUCGAGAAAGGCAUGGUUAUUGUAAUGCAAUUGAAAUAGAACCAGAUGUUCAGCCAUGGUAUCAUGAUAUCAAAAGGUUUUUGAAAACAAAGGAAAACCCCGAGCAGGCUAGUGGAGAUCAAAAGAGAACUAUCAGAAGGUUUGCCAGCAAUUUCUUUUUGAGCGAAGAAGUUUUGUACAAAAGAACUCCAGAUUUGAAUCUUUUGAGGUGCGUAGAUGCCCGAGAAGCUGAAAAGACCAUGAAUGAG